AUGUUAGGCCAGGAGGAAACUAAUAACCCACUCCCUCCUGCCGCCGCCCGGAAAAACUAUCUCCGGUCUGUUUCCUGGAGCGACAAUUCGCCGCGCAGGCCGAUCAACAACCCUAGACCUCGUCAGCCCUCGAAUCACAGCAAGGCGAGGUCAUGUCUCCCGCCGCUGCAGCCUUUAUCCAUAACCAGAGCUCCUGCGGAGGAAUGGCCUGGGGCCGGGUCCGACGAUUUGGGAAUCUGGCCUAACCCGCAAACUCCCAGAACCGCCGGCGGCGGCUUCCCAUUGACUCCUCAGCCGGCGUCUAACAACACCAAUCCUCACCAGCCUCACAGAGAAUUCCAGUUCAAGAGAGAAAAAUUGGCCUUCUUCGACAAAGAAUGCUCCAGAAUCGCCGAUCACAUUUACCUCGGAAGCGACGCAGUCGCCAAGAACCGGGAGGUUCUCCGGCAGAACGGAAUCACCCACGUUCUCAACUGUGUAGGAUUCGUCUGCCCUGAGUACUUCAAAAAUGACCUCGUUUAUAAAACCCUCUGGCUGAAGGAUUCCCCUUCCGAAGACAUCACCAGUAUUCUCUACGACGUGUUCGAUUACUUUGAAGAUGUGAGGGAGGAAAGUGGGAAAGUUUUGGUCCAUUGUUGCCAGGGUGUCUCGAGAUCCACCUCUCUGGUCAUAGCUUACCUCAUGUGGAGAGAAAGCCAGAGCUUUGAGGAUGCUUUUCAGUAUGUCAAAGCAGCUCGAGGUGUUACUAAUCCCAACAUGGGUUUCGCUUGCCAGCUUCUUCAGUGCCAGAAGCGUGUUCAUGCUGUUCCGGCUAGCCCUAAUUCGGUCCUUCGUAUGUAUCGAAUGGCUCCUCAUUCACCUUAUGAUCCUCUCCACCUUGUCCCCAAGAUGCUGAGCAAUCCAGGUUUGAAAGGACUAGACUCUCGUGGAGCUUUCAUUGUCCAUGUUCCUAGUACCAUAUUUGUUUGGAUAGGGAAGAAAUGUAGCAGUGUGAUGUGGAAUCUUGCCAGGGUAGCUGCAAACCAGAUGAUUAGAUACGAAAGGGCGAAAGGUCCAUUUGUUUGUGUUCAUGAAGGGGAAGAAGGGAAGGGGUUUUGGGAUGCUCUUGGGACUACUGAUGAUGGUGCUGGCAGUUGCAGUAGUAGUGGUGGUGAUGAAAGGAAAGUUGAUGAGUAUGAUUCAGAAUUUGAGGUCUUUCAUAAGGCGAUUCAUGGGGGAGUGGUGCCACAUUGUUCUGUAUCAAAUGCUGAAGUCGAGACCCACCUUCCUGCAAGAGAGAAUGGGUGGGGGAGGCUUAGAACGAAGUUUGCUAGUGGUAUCAUAAAGGAGUUCCUCAGUCCAUCCAAAAUAGAUGAAGAUUCAGUAAUGCAUGAAGGUGAAGAAGAUGUGGAGGAAAAAGAGAUCCCAUGUAAGGACACAUUGUCUUCACCGUCUCCUUGUGCUUCAUCUGAUUCUUAUUUCUCUUGCUCUCCGGACGCAGCACAGAAACUCGGCUACAAGUCUCCUGCUACAACAUCACCUUCGGCAUCUGAUUAUUCGUCAAGUUCGUUAACCUUUUCGCCCUCAUCUUCCAACUGGUCUGACUUAUCAUCCCAGCAGCCUUCACCUUCUGGUUUAGAAGUUCUUAACUCGCCUACAAAGGUGUUUCCUGUUGAUCUUGAAAAGAGUCACGACUCGUACAAGGAAGAUACUUCACCAUCUAUAGCAGAGCGAGGAGGGAGUAACCCUCCGCUACGCAUAGUAAGUUGUGGGAAAAUUCUGCAGCAGCCCGAAUUGGAUGAUGAUGUGAUGAAGGAUGGUCAUGGGGAGAAUGAUGAAAUGGUUGAUGUUGAUAUGACCAAUGGCACGGAACGUGACAUUUCUGAUAGAGAGGAAGAUGGCAGAGUUGAUAUUAACCCAGUUGUGAUCUAG
Molecule: messenger RNA, 1911 nt
Organism: Linum tenue
Lineage: Eukaryota; Viridiplantae; Streptophyta; Magnoliopsida; Malpighiales; Linaceae
Source: the annotation of a GenBank genome assembly